Messenger RNA from Acaulospora colombiana, 690 nucleotides. The record is from the annotation of a GenBank genome assembly. NCBI's taxonomy places the organism in Eukaryota, Fungi, Glomeromycota, Glomeromycetes, Diversisporales, Acaulosporaceae.
AUGAAAGAAGAUUUCAACUCAUCCUCUGAAUCACGACUGAAUCUAGAAACGCAUCCAAAUUAUGCAAAAUAUUCUCGAGAAUUACAGGAUGGAUGGAUAUUUGGUCGUAAAGUGGAUAAUAGCGACAUGCAAUUUUCUGAAUUCCGAGAUAAUUUUCCCUUGCUAGCAUUAGCCUUGGGGCUAUAUUUAGUGUUGAGUCAUUUGUUUAGAAUUCUUUAUUCAUCAAAACUUCCCACCAAGCUUGCCACCCAACCUCUUAGAAGGGCAUACUUUUUCUUGGCGUUUUCGACAAUCUUCCUUUACGUGUUAUUUGGGAAUAGCAUAAUCUUCAUAUUUAUCAUAUUGAGCCUGAAUUACGCUAUUUCUCGAAUCUUUCGAGGUUCUCGUGCGAACCCCAUAAUCACUUGGAUAUUUAACCUGUUUGUAUUGUUUUUAAAUGAAGCAUUUAAAGGAUAUCAUUUUAAGAGUAUAGACGAACGUUUGGCGUUCUUGCUAAGAUAUCCCUGUGAAAUCACCCUGAAGGAAGUACUCUUAUAUGGGGUCAGACUUUUGUUGGCAAUACUCACCAUGGAAUUCAUGCUUCACUAUGUAUAUGCCGUUGCCAUCAGUAACACAAAAGCAUGGGAAAAUGAUACACCUUUCGAAUUGGGUGUAAUUGGAAUAUUCAAUUUGUUGUAUGUUUGGUUAAAG